Molecule: messenger RNA, 2288 nt
Organism: Anopheles funestus (African malaria mosquito)
Lineage: Eukaryota; Metazoa; Arthropoda; Insecta; Diptera; Culicidae
Product: dihydrolipoyl dehydrogenase, mitochondrial
Exons: 4
Coding region: 197-1717 (506 amino acids)
Cellular component (GO): mitochondrion; oxoglutarate dehydrogenase complex
Molecular function (GO): flavin adenine dinucleotide binding; dihydrolipoyl dehydrogenase (NADH) activity
Source: RefSeq, a predicted model, not a curated record
AAAUUGAGAAAAAAGUUUGCCGUUUCUAUUGCGCGAGUGAGAAGUGGACUUUUUGCGGCACACGAAACAUCGCGAACGACGAACCGGACUCUCGCGCGACACUGACCACCUGAGAAAGCAUUCCUCCAACCUGUGCGCCCUAUAGUGGGAACGGAAGGAUCUACCCGCUAGCUGCCCGUAUCAGCAUUAUACCAACAUGCAGUCCAACAUUCGAUAUUUGGUGAAUGUUGCCGUCAAGGGCAACGCAAGCCUUCGAAAUCAUGGCGCAGUGCUGGGUGCGCUAUAUGGUCGGUACUACUCGACGACACACGAUGCCGACCUGGUGGUUAUUGGUUCCGGUCCAGGUGGAUAUGUUGCCUCCAUCAAAGCCGCACAGCUCGGUAUGAAGACCGUGUGCAUUGAAAAGAAUGACACACUCGGCGGUACCUGCUUGAACGUUGGCUGCAUCCCCUCGAAAGCACUGCUGAACAAUUCGCACUACUACCACAUGGCGCACUCGGGCGAUCUUGCCUCCCGCGGUAUUCUUGUGGAGAAUGUACGCCUCGACCUGGAAGUAUUGAUGGGCCAGAAGUCGAAAGCGGUCAAAUCGCUUACCGGCGGUAUUGCGCAGCUCUUCAAAAAGAACAAAAUAACACACAUCAAUGGAUUCGGUACGAUUACUGGCCCCAACACGGUGGUUGCAAAGAAGGCGGACGGUGGCGAAGAGACGGUCAACACGAAGAACAUUCUCAUCGCCACCGGCUCGGAGGUAACGCCGUUCCCCGGCAUUGAAGUGGACGAGGAAACGAUCGUAUCAUCGACUGGUGCGCUCAAGCUGAAGGAAGUACCGCGACGGCUCGGAUUGAUCGGUGCCGGUGUUAUUGGGCUGGAGCUGGGUUCGGUUUGGGGCCGUCUCGGUGCGGAGGUGACUGCCAUCGAGUUUCUUAACACGAUUGGAGGUGUGGGAAUCGAUCAGGAGGUGUCGAAGAACUUCCAGAAGAUUCUCACCAAGCAGGGAAUGAAGUUCAUGCUCGGCACGAAGGUGAUGAGUGCUUCGAAGGGCGGCAGCGGCGUUACUGUAACGGUCGAAAACGUUAAGGAUGGUUCGCAGCAAAAUCUGGAGUUCGAUGUGUUACUGGUGUGCGUUGGUCGCCGGCCAUACACGGAGGGACUCGGCCUGGAGAAUGUAGGUAUCGUGAAGGACGAUCGAGGACGCGUACCGGUCAACAGCCAGUUCCAGACGAUUGUACCGAGCGUGUACGCGAUUGGAGACUGCAUCCAUGGCCCGAUGUUGGCACACAAAGCCGAAGAUGAGGGUAUCGUGUGCGUUGAGGGUAUGCUCGGUGGACACGUGCACAUCGACUACAACUGUGUGCCGAGUGUUGUGUACACGCACCCCGAGGUGGCCUGGGUGGGCAAGAACGAGGAGGAACUGAAGGCGGAAGGUGUCGCGUUCAACGUCGGCAAGUUCCCGUUCGCGGCGAACUCGCGUGCCAAGACCAACAACGAUACGGAUGGUUUCGUGAAGGUGCUGGCAGAUAAGCAAACGGAUCGUGUGCUCGGAGUGCAUAUCAUCGGACCGGCGGCUGGUGAACUAAUUAACGAAUCUGUCCUCGCCAUGGAGUACGGUGCGUCGGCUGAGGAUGUCGCUCGCGUCUGCCACGCUCACCCGACCUGUGCAGAAGCCCUUAGGGAAGCACAUACGGCCGCCAGCUUCGGCAAGCCGAUUAACUUUUAAUUUGUAAAAAGAAAAACAAAACCAACAACGUAACUCAACCACUACCACCAUCAUCAUCGAGACCGCGUUGAUGAAGUAAAUCGGCAAAAUGUGUGUGAAACAUUAAACACAUCCCGGGAUGUAUUCUACUGUUUUCCCCACUGUUUUCGAUGUACAACACCUUUGUGGGCGGGGAAAAUGGACAGACGAGAAAGAGGAGAUUUUUUUUUUUGAUAACAAACGACCGUCGACACACGCUGAUGGUGCCGGCUCAAAGGCGGCACUAGGACACUAGGGGAAAAACGAAGCGAUAGCGAAGCAAUUUAUUAACCUCCAUGGGAAAUCCUUACAAUCCCUUGUAAGUGUGAAACGCGAGAUAGAGAUAAAUAAUAAUGAUUGCCAGUCGCCCGUUCCGUGCCAUCCUUUCCGGUGGGAAUCGCAAGGUGCAGAUGGGGAUGAGAAAGGGCAUGUAGCGUUUUUUUUUGAAUCUGGAACCAUUGGAUUAGUUUCUUUUUUGCUGUUGGAAACUGUGCAGUAUAAAACAAAGCGAAUAAAAUGAAACCCAAAAGCAACAUUAUUUAUUAGCUCAUAA